UUGUUCAAUGUUUUGGUUUAACACAAAAUCCAUCAAAUGGAAAUUAUUUUCUCGUAAUGAUGAAAAUGGAUAUAGAUUUAAGAAAAUAUUUACAACAAAAUCAUAAGCAACUUACAUGGAAAGAUAGAAUGAAAAUUAUUAAUGAAAUAACUCUUGCGCUUUAUCGUAUUCAUAAAGAGAAAGCAAUUCAUAGAGAUUUGCAUUCUGGAAAUAUAUUAUAUUCACAAUUUAAUGAUUAUUGGUAUAUUAGUGAUCUUGGAUUUUGUGGACCUGCUGAUAAAUCUUCAACAAGUAUAUAUGGAAAUCUUCCUUACAUAGCACCCGAAAUUAUUGUUGGAAGAGGAUAUAAUUUUGCAUCUGAUAUUUAUAGUAUUGCAAUGCUUAUGUGGGAAAUUUCAUUUGGACAACCACCAUUUAUGGAUUAUGAAGAUGAACAUAUUCUUGUAUAUAAUAUUAUUGAUGGUAUAAGACCAAAAAUUGUGCCAGGAACUCCGUUAGAAUAUAAAAAUUUAAUGAAAGAAUGUUGGGAUGCUGAUCCAUUAAAAAGACUCGACGCUUAUGCACUUUGUGAUAGAAUGGAAAGAAUUAAUUUAGAUUAUCAAAGUAUGUCAGAUGAAUUAUUCAAAUCAGAAAUAAAUAAUUUAGAAGUGAAUAAAGUGGAAGAAAAUUAUACGAGUAGCAGAUUAUUUACAAGCAAAAUUCACAACUUUGGAAAUCUACCUGAACCAAGAAAUGCAACAGAAGUUAACGACUUUGAUAAAUUAUCAAAUGAGCAGAAAGAUAUUGAUAUUGAUGGUAAGCAAAAAAAGCAAAAAUUAUUUUAUGAUGAAAAAGAAAUAAUUCAACAAAAAAUGAAAAGACAAAAUAUUGGUGAUAUUGAUGAUGAAGACGAAGUAUAUAAUAAUCCAAAUCUUCAUUCGAAACUGGAAAUUCCUGAUGGUAAGUUCUUAAAUAAAUAAGAUUUCUUUAUAAAGCAAAUAAUUAAUUUAUAAUUUGUUAUUUUUUUAACUUUAGAUGGAUUU
Messenger RNA from Rhizophagus irregularis DAOM 181602=DAOM 197198, 1022 nucleotides. NCBI's taxonomy places the organism in Eukaryota, Fungi, Glomeromycota, Glomeromycetes, Glomerales, Glomeraceae. The record is from RefSeq and is a predicted model, not a curated record.